Messenger RNA from Clavispora lusitaniae ATCC 42720, 726 nucleotides. Lineage: Eukaryota; Fungi; Ascomycota; Pichiomycetes; Serinales; Metschnikowiaceae. The record is from RefSeq and is a predicted model, not a curated record.
AUGCUGGCGCAGAUGAAUCUCUCGUUGUAUGCUGGCGCAGAUGAAUCUCUCAUUGUAUUACUGACAAGUGCUAAUUGGGCCAUACAUGCACCUUACUUCCUAUCUCAUCGGCCUACAGGAUUGGUGUCUCAUUGGCAAUCCACGUGCAUUCGGCGUCUACUCGGCCAAAAUAAAGUUCUUGAAUUGCUCGUAGGCCUUGUCCAAGUCGUCGUUGACAAUGACCAAAUCGUGGGCGCCAGUAGCAGCGUACUCCAUCUCUCCAGUGGCAGCGGCGAUUCUCUUGGCAAUGGAAUCCUCAGUCUCGGUGCCUCUUCCAGUCAAUCUCUCCUUCAAAGUCUCGAUCGAAGGAGGCGCCACAAACAAGUAUCUGGCGUCAAUGGUCGAAGCCUUGACCGACUUGACACCUUGCAUAUCAAUGUCCAAGAGACAGAUUUUGUUGGACUUGACCACGUCUUCAACGGCCUUGAUGGACGUGCCGUAGUAGUUUCCCGAGAACUGGGCCCACUCGAUGAACUUCUUCUCGUCAAUCAUCUUCUUGAAAUCCUCCACCUUGGUGAAGUGGUAGUCCACACCAUCAACUUCGCCGGCUCUAGGGGUUCUGGUGGUGUUGGAAACAGAAAAGCCAAACUUGUCGGGGAACUCAGCAAAGAGCUUUUUCAAAAGAGUGGACUUACCAGUGCCCGAAGGCCCGGAAAUAACAACUGGUCUAGCCAUGGGAAGAACUGA